Lethenteron reissneri (Far Eastern brook lamprey) is the source of this 3347-nucleotide messenger RNA. Its product is annotated as barH-like 2 homeobox protein. The record is from RefSeq and is a predicted model, not a curated record. Lineage: Eukaryota; Metazoa; Chordata; Hyperoartia; Petromyzontiformes; Petromyzontidae. Gene Ontology annotation, biological process: regulation of DNA-templated transcription. Gene Ontology annotation, molecular function: DNA-binding transcription factor activity, RNA polymerase II-specific; DNA binding.
UCGAGUCGCUCACAACAACAACACUCACCACCACCACCAUUAACUAUCAUUCGCAAUGACAAGCAGCGACAGCAUAAUCCUCCACCGCUAGCAACGCAUAACCUGCUGCUUGACCAAACGAACGGGGCUUGUUCGGGUCAAAACCGUAACCGAUAUUGAGAUGUGGAGCCAGGCGUGGAUGGGCUGCCGGUGACAUAUGGUGUUGGCGGUGGUCGUGCCGCACGCUCUCUCUCUCUCUCUGUGACUCGCUCGCUGGCUCUCCUCUGUCGCGUCGCUCGUCUGUCGCGGGACGCUGUCGUCUCCCCACCUACCAACCUCCCCACCUCCCCUCGCCGCCGCGUCUCCCUCCCCCCCACCACCUCGCUCCCACGCGAGGGGGCUCUGCUGGCCGGGUGGAGAGUGGUGGGUCCGCGCACUUUGACGCGGGUGGAUGAGAAGACUCAGCCCUCUAUUCAAAUCGGAUACAAUGCCCUCCAGAUUUGAAAUCGAUCCUCUUCUUUCGUGAAAAACAAUCAAGGUGCCCCCCGCCCCCGCCAUCUAUUUUAAAACAAACAAGCAAACAUCUCGCGUGAUUGCCCACCGCUCCACCAAGACCGAGUGCAUCAUCCCGGGGGAGAUGACGCGUCAACGGCACCCACGUCAAUGGGCACCCACAGCCACGACGACGAUGACGACUUAGAAGAUUUUAAAAAAGAAAAUUAGGAUUUGGAUUCGUGCGCUCCGCGAUCGCUAAGCCAGGGAUUGUCCACUGCAAUAUCAUUCCGCGAUCCAGACAAUAAAAUGGCUCCAUUUGCCGUACAAAGCGCGCGGCUAAAUUGCCGGAUUUAAUAUAUUGCGCCGUGCUCCGUAUAAAUUGCGCUCCUCUCUCUAUUCUCUCUCGUCUCCUCUCUCUCUCUCGCUCUCACCGUAUCGACGACCCCAACACUCCCCCAGCAGCCGUCUAGGUCACGGGUUAACGUCGUCGUCGUCGUGAUGAUUGGCGCGGGUUAACGAGGGAACCUCCCGAGACAUUUUGCGACGAACAAUUGGCGUGGACGCGCGAACGAUCUUAGGACGGGCACUGGUUUGUUUUUAAAAAUAAUUUUUUUUUUUGAUUCAAAGUGUGUGGGGUGCCUGAGCUCAAUUCAUCGGUCGCGUCUCGCCUCCGUUGUUUGAUGUUAAAAUGUAAAUGUUGGGGCUUAAGUCAACGAAUACACACGCGCGCGGCGGUUAAGCGUUCGAGACGAUGCAAAAUGUAUCAUCAGUCGCGAUAGUAAUCUAGAAGCCUAUACAAGCGGCAUUUUAAGUUUCGACGAUUUUGUCUACAGCAAUUGACAUAAAUUCAUCAAAAAUGUCCAACUCAUGGCGGUCGAUUUUUUUCAAGAAACAUUAUAAAUAAAAUGUUUUGUUGCUAAAACAAUUUAGAAUGAGUGACCAGCAUAGGACGAUUUAUUUAAAUGCGUAACUUAUGCGAGAACUCACCGAAUACGUUACAAUUGCAUCGAACACGAGUCGGCUGUUUUGUAUCGGUGAGCUAAUAAGGGAAAGGACCCCCCCCCCCCCCCACAUUCCACCCUCUCUCUCUACCGACUUUGAUCAGAUAUUCUAAUAUAUCGGGAAACACACAUUUCCCGAGCGAGAACGUCUCCUUUGAACGGACCGAGCGCGGUGUAAGCGGCUCCAUGGAGGGGUCAAGUUUCGGCAUCGAUCGAAUUCUGACUGGAAAAUCGGAGCCGUCUCCCCGCGAGGACACCGGGCACCCCCCCUGCCCGCCCAGCCCGCCCAGCCCGGGCAGCACGGCCUCUAGCCCGACGUCCGAGCAGGCGAGCCCGAGGCUGUGCUGCGUCGAGCAGGCCUCAAUGGCGGAGAACGCCGCGGCGCUCCGCGGGGUUCAGUGCGGCCUCGCGCAGAAGACGGCGCAGGUCGGAGCCGCCGCUCCCUUCAGCUCGGGCGCUCGCCUCGCCUCGCUGCCGUCGCCUCCCGCGUCCUUGCUCCUCUCGCCCUCCUCCAUGCUCUCUACCGCCACCGCGGCGGCGGCGGCGAACGGGGACUCGAACUGCGACGCGCACGGGACGCGGCUCCUCCUCAAGGCGGCGGCGCCGCCCCCCGCGCACCCGCCCCCGGGGCCCGGAGACGGCAUGAUUGUGACGUCAUCGCCAUCGUCGGCCAUCAUCGCCAUGGGUUCCUCGUCGACGACCUCGACGACAUCGUCGUCGUUAUCGUCGACGCUGCCGUCAACCAACGCAUUCAACUCCUCCUCCUCGUCCUCCUCCUCGUCUUCGUUCCUGAUCCGGGACAUCUUGGGCGAGGCGAAGCCGCUCGCCACGUGUCCGCCCUACGCGACGCACGGGGCCGCCGGGGGUGCGGGCGGCCACGCGCGAGGGGACGCGGGGCCCGCGGGGGCCCUGGCGAGGAACGCGGGGUGCAAGGGGGGCGUCGACACGUGCAGAGGCUCCUCCAAGCUUCUCGAUCACCCGCUCGACCGCGACGUCUCCUCGUCCUCGCUGGCCGCCGUGUCUGGCGUGGCGCGGCUCACCCACCCGGCCGGGGCAGCUGCUGCAGCUGCGGCUGCUGCUGCUGCCGAGCGCGAGCGCGAGAUCUCGAGCACCAGCGGCGCAAGCAGCUCUCGCGAGAGCCCCCGCGAGUCGCGCGCCAAGAAGCCCCGCAAGGCGCGCACGGCGUUCAGCGACCACCAGCUGACGCAGCUGGAGCGCUCCUUCGAGCGCCAGAAGUACCUGAGCGUGCAGGACCGCAUGGAGCUCGCCAGCUCGCUGAGCCUCAGCGACACGCAGGUGAAGACCUGGUACCAGAAUCGCAGGACCAAGUGGAAACGUCAGACGGCCGUGGGCUUGGAGUUCCUGGCCGAGGCCGGGACGUACGGCGCCCUUCAGCGCCUCUUCCCCAACAACCCCGGCGCCGCCACGAACCUCUCGGCGGCCGCGGCCGCGGCGGCCGCCAUCGCGGGCGGCCACGCCUUCCAGCUCUACCCACCGCACCUCUCCGCCAUGGACCCAGCCGCGGCCGCCGCGGCCAUGUACCUGUACCGGGCCGGGCCAUCGCACGCCCAGCAGCAGCACGUGUCGCACGCGCACGCCCAGGCGCAGCACUCGGCGCAUGUGCACCUGGGACACCGGCCCAUGUUCGGCUCGCCCCGUGUCCUCAUCCAUGGCGCGGGCCUGGGCCACCUGCCGGGCACCCUCACUAGCGGGACGGUACAGGCCCGCUCAGUGCCACUCACGGCGUCUCAAUUUGAGGAGGGAGACGUCUUCCAUCUGAAGACGUCCCCAGUCGUCCAACCCGAGGCCCAGCAAUGCGUCCUGCGGAACUUGUGUGGAGGGAGCCCCGUGGUCCCCGACCCCAUCCCCUAA